Molecule: messenger RNA, 14411 nt
Organism: Pogona vitticeps (central bearded dragon)
Lineage: Eukaryota; Metazoa; Chordata; Lepidosauria; Squamata; Agamidae
Source: RefSeq, a predicted model, not a curated record
UGCAGCUCCUGCCCGGUUGGUGCCCCUGGACUGCAGCCGAGAAGAGGCAGACCCCCUUUCUCCCCCCCCCCCACCCAUCCUCUCCCGCCACCCCUCCCGGCUCUGGCGCGUCUUGGGUGGCCAGCCCAGCUGAGGAAGGAGGUGCUGGCGGCUGAGCAUCCCGCGCGCCCAGGACGCAGCCCGGGCGAGGAAGAGGAAGGGCUCGGCCCGGUGGGGAAACUUGAUCGGACGGAGGCAGGUUCAGCAACUGGCCGGAGGGGGGGGGAGGUGCAUCUCUGUGCGUGUGUGUGUGUGCGGGCGUGUGGGUGUAUGGGUGUGCGUGGCCGGUCGGUGGAUGGCUCGGGAGCCCCAGGGAGCAGCCUGGCGUGGCCCCCUCGCCGCCUGCACGGCCACUGCCUCUCCUCCUCCUUCCUCUCCUCCUCGCGAGCAGGCACCUGCGCUGAAGCCGGAGGAUUAAACAGACACGCUCUGCAAAAGCAGCCACCAGCACGACCCUUUGCAGGAAAACAAGAAGGGGAAAGGAAAAAGACUCAGGUCCGAAAAAGGAAAGAACCACACGCAUAACGCACCGAGCAGAGGCGAGGCGGGAAGGGGAAAAGCAGAGCGAGACCGAGGGAGCGCCAGCGAGACACGCAGUUCUGCCCGGUGCCCAGGAAUCCGUUUGAAAUGACUGGGAGGAUUUCACGCUUGGAAUUAUGUGGAGGGCCAAUGCAACCCGGUUUGCACGGAUAGCCAGCCCUGCCUCUCCGAGGCGGUGGCGGCCAGGCGAUGCGGGCACGUCCGGCGCUCCGCCGCGGCGCUCCGGGCUCCGGAAAGAAGGAUGGCAGCUGCCCCCCUUGAGGCUCGGCGCUGAGGAGGCCUGCGAAAUGCUCAACUUGGCAGGCGAGGUUACCAUUUCGCACGUCCCUGGGCAUGGAGCUGCUCAAGAUGGCCCGCGUUUGCUGGAAUCUCCUGGUGCUCCAGGCAUUUUUAGUCGAUUUGGCCCUGGUCCGUGGGGCAGAGAAGACCUACCCCAUCUUGAACAUUGCCGUCAUUCUGGGGAGGACGCAGUUCAGCACGGAACGAGACGUCCGGGCGCUUUGGACCAGGGAUCUGUCGGGCGAUGUCUCCGUUGAUGUCAACGUGGUGCCCCUUCUGGUCAACCAGACUGACCCCAAAAGCAUCAUCACCAACGUCUGUGACUUGAUGUCCGGCACCAAGAUCCACGGGGUGGUUUUCGGAGACGACACUGACCAGGAGGCUGUUGGCCAGAUUUUGGAUUUUAUUUCGUCACAGACCUUUAUUCCCAUUUUGGGAAUCCAUGGGGGCUCUUCCAUGAUCAUGGCAGAGAAGGAUGAGAUGUCCACAUUUUUCCAGUUCGGGGCGUCCAUCCAACAGGAAGCCAUCAUCAUGUUGAAAUUCAUGCAAUAUUAUGACUGGCACGUCUUCUCGGUGGUGACCAGCACCUUCCCCGGCUACCGGGACUUUAUUAGUUUCAUCAAAUACACGGUGGAGAAUAGCUUUGUGGGCUGGGACAUGCAAAACAUCAUCACCCUGGACACUACCAUCGGGGAUGCCAAGACCACGGUCCAGCUGAAGAAGAUCCACUCCUCUGUCAUCCUUCUGUAUUGCUCGAAGGACGAGGCGGUUUACAUCCUAGACGAAGCGCGCUCCUUGGGCCUGACCGGUUAUGACUUCUUCUGGCUCGUCCCUAGCUUGGUGAGUGGGAACAUGGAAAUCACUCCGAAAGAGUUUCCUGCAGGGUUGAUUUCUGUGGCCUAUGACGAAUGGGACUACCGCUUGGACGCUCGGGUACGGGACGGCCUUGGGAUUAUUUCUACUGCGGCGUCGGACAUGCUGGAAAAAUACUCCUUCAUCCCUGAAGCCAAAACCAGUUGCUACGGACAGCAGGGGAACAGCGAGCGGCCGUCCCACACGCUGCACAAGUUUAUGAUGAAUGUGACCUGGAAAGGCAGGGACUUAUCCUUCACCAAAGACGGCUACCAAGCCCAUCCCCGACUGGGCGUCAUUGUGUUGAACCAAACCCGGAUGUGGGAAAAGGUGGGGAAAUGGGAGAACAACAGCCUGAGCCAUAAGUAUUCUGUAUGGCCCAGGUUUAAUUCUUUCAACGACAGCGACCCGGACAACAACCACCUCAGUAUCGUCACCCUGGAAGAGGCCCCCUUCGUCAUUGUGGAGGACAUGGAUCCCUUAACGGAAACCUGCGUGAAGAACACGGUGCCCUGCCGGAAGUUCGUCAUCAUCAACAACGUCACCAAGGAAGGCAAGAACGUGAAGAAGUGUUGCAAAGGGUUCUGCAUCGACAUUCUGAAGAAGCUCUCCAAGGCCAUCAAGUUCACCUACGACCUCUACCUGGUGACCAACGGGAAGCACGGGAAGAAGAUCAACAACGAGUGGAAUGGAAUGAUUGGGGAAGUGGUCAAAAAGCAAGCGGUCAUGGCUGUAGGUUCCCUUACCAUCAACGGAGAGCGCUCGGAGGUGGUUGACUUUUCCGUACCGUUUGUGGAAACGGGGAUCAGCGUCAUGGUGUCUCGGAGUAAUGGCACUGUGUCGCCGUCUGCUUUUUUAGGGCCUUAUCGCGCUUCCGUCUGGGUGAUGAUGUUUGUAAUGCUCCUCAUUGUGUCGGCCAUUGCCGUCUUCGUCUUUGAGUACUUCAGCCCUGUGGGCUAUAACCGGAAUUUAGCACAAGGGAGAGAUCCUCACGGGCCCUCUUUUACGAUCGGGAAAGCGGUGUGGCUGCUGUGGGGCUUGGUGUUCAACAACUCCGUCCCGGUUCAGAACCCCAAAGGGACCACCAGCAAGAUCAUGGUCUCCGUCUGGGCCUUCUUUGCCGUCAUCUUCCUGGCCAGUUACACUGCCAACUUGGCCGCCUUCAUGAUCCAAGAGGAGUUUGUGGACCAGGUGACCGGCCUGAGCGAUAAGAAGUUUCAGCAGCCCUAUGCCUAUUCGCCUCCCUUUCGGUUUGGGACUGUCCCGAAUGGCAGCACGGAGCGAAACAUUAGGAAUAACUAUAAAGAAAUGCAUGCCUAUAUGGUGAAGUACAACCAGAAAGGGGUGGAAGAUGCCUUGGUCAGCUUGAAAACUGGAAAGUUGGACGCUUUCAUCUACGAUGCGGCGGUCCUGAACUACAAGGCUGGGCGGGAUGAGGGCUGCAAGCUUGUCACGAUUGGCAGUGGGUACAUCUUUGCCACAACAGGGUAUGGAAUUGCCCUCCAGAAGGGAUCACCGUGGAAGCGGGCAAUUGAUCUUGCACUGCUGCAGUUUGUCGGAGAUGGUGAAAUGGAAGAGCUGGAGACCUUGUGGCUAACGGGCAUUUGCCACAACGAGAAGAAUGAGGUCAUGAGCAGCCAGCUGGACAUUGACAACAUGGCAGGUGUGUUCUACAUGCUGGCGGCCGCCAUGGCGCUCAGCCUCAUCACUUUUGUCUGGGAACACCUCUUCUACUGGAAACUGCGUUUCUGCUUCACCGGGGUUUGCUCCGACAGGCCAGGAUUGCUCUUCUCCAUCAGCAGGGGCAUUUACAGCUGCAUUCAUGGGGUGCACAUUGAGGAGAAGAAGAAGUCGCCCAAUUUCACCUUGACAAGUUCUCAAACGAACAUGCUGAAACUGUUGCGGACGGCCAAGAACAUGACCAACGUGGCCAACAUGAAUCCCGCACGGAUGAAUUCCCCCAAAAGAACAGCCGAUUUCAUCCACAGGGGGUCCUUGAUUAUGGACAUGAUGAUGGACAAGGGGAACCUCAUCUUCUCCGACAACAACAGGCCCUUCCCGCCCAAGGAGAACAUCUUUAGUGACAACAUGAGCGACCUCCAGACCUUCAACCGGCACAAGGACAACCUCAACAACUACGUUUUCCAUGGGCAGCACCCCCUCACACUCAACGAAACGAACCCAAACACGGUGGAGGUGGCCGUCGCGGCCGAAGCCAAAGGGAAUUCGCGCCCGAGGCAACUGUGGAGGAAAUCGAUGGAAUCUCUGCGCCAAGAAACCCUCCGGCAGAGCCAGAGUUCUCAGCGGGAGAACGACUCGGACGAAAACCGCCAGCAUGCCUCGAAAAGCUCGCGGUACCUGCCGGAAGAGAUUGUGUGCUCGGAUGUUUCGGACACCUCCAGCCGAGCCACCUGCCACCUGGAGCCCGAGAGCAACGGCAAGCAGCCCAAGUCCAAGGAGAACGUGAAGAAAAGACCCACCUCCAAAUAUCCCAAGGAGCCCAGCGAAAUGGAGCUGACUUACCUGAAGAAUAAGACUCUGCCCCGGGACAAAAUUUACAUUAUAGAUGCCGAUAAAGAGCGGGGCUUCCAUCUGGAGAGGCCUCAAUAUAUUGAGAACCUGAUCCUUCCAGAAUCGGCUGAGUUCUCUGAGGUUUACCAGGAUCACACCGACAACCACCAGCAGGCAGAGCAGAGCAACCGGACUCCAUCGGCGACCGAGGACGGCCUUCUGAGCAAUGACCAGUACAAGCUGUACUCGAAGCACUACGGCUUGAAAGAGAAAAAUGCCUCCCUGGGCGAAGCGAACGAGAGGUACCGGCAAAACGCCACCCACUGUCGGAGCUGCCUCUCCAGCUUGCCCAGUUACGCCGGACACUACCUGAGCCGGUCCCCCUUCAAGUGUGACGCCUGCGUGCGGAUGGGCAACCUGUACGACAUCGAGGAAGACCAGGUGUUGCAGGCAACCGCCGACGCGACCCAGCGGGACGACACGUAUCGGCAUGACUGGAUUCAGAACAACAAGACCCAGCCUCCCCGGAAGAGCAAGCUGAAGAUCAGCCGCCAGCGCUCUUUCGACAACCUCCUGGACAAAGCCAGGGAAACGGAGGCCGGGAGGCCAGCUCGCAGCAUUAGCCUGAAAGAGAAGGAGACGCUUCUAGAAGGCAGCCCGUAUGCAAGCCUGUUUCAGGCUCCCCAGAGCAAACUCUUGAGCAGCCAGCCUCCGCUAUUCACACGCACUCUUGAUGACGGCAAGAGGAUCCGGUCCUUGUACCCCGACCGCUCUGCAGAGAACCCUUUUCUGCACACCUAUGGCGAAGACCAGCACUUGAGUCUUGGACGGAGCCCGGCUGGCCUUUAUAAACAAUCCCAGUCCUUGCCCGCCAAGGCGAGAAAUGAUAGUUACUCAAGGUCGUCGACAAAAUUGGCCACCUCGUACUGUACCAGGGAUGGCCGGGUCCUCAAUGAUAUGUACCUUUCGGAGCAUGGGCUGCCUUACUUCGCCAAUACCGUGUACACGGUCCCGAGAGCAUUAAAUUCCUGCAGCAAUAGACGCGUGUAUAAGAAGAUGCCUAGCCUUGAAUCCGAUGUCUAGCGUUUCCGUUAGCACUUUUAUCGACAGAUAUGAAACAUAGUUGCCAGCAUCUGAGAAACGAAGUUGGGGAUUGGGGGGGGGUAUUCCUUAGCACUUGUGCGGAGAAUUGGCGAUGCCUUCCAUAUUAUUGAAUUAAGAUACCGAUCCGUGGCACAGCUGAACCAAAAAGGAAAGAGGGUGGACGAUAAAAUGAGGCAGACAAAAUUAGUCUCUUCCAGGAGGUAUCUAUACUACAAACGUGACAUUGGCUUUCGUCGGACGUUCCACUUCUCUCUCAAGUGGUCCGGAAGUCCCCUCUUGUUUGAGGGCACUUUGGUUGUGAUGGAUGUGGUCCCUGGCUUUCCACGUGGCCGUGAAAUUCCCUGGGAAGGUCCUUAAAUUGUUUUCGGUUUGUAGUAUAAAUACGCCCUCAGGAAAUGAGUCCAGUUGGGCAAAAGAGGGGGGAAGGGAGGGGGAAGGGGUAAAGGCCACAGUUGGUGGUCAGCCCCAGUAAUAUGUUGGCAACCAUGUUAUUUUUAUACAAUUAUAUGGUUAUUUUACCUUGGAUCGAACCCUUCUAGCACUUUCACCCCUUGUAAUUCCAACCCUGCAAAACUUUAUUUUUUAAUAGAGAUUAAGCAAUAUGGUAUGCAUGUCCUUUGAUACAGAACCACCACCACCACCACGACAACGACAAAUUAAGAAUGCGUUUGCACACCAACAAGGGCAAGACUUAUCAAAGAGAUUAGAAAUUUAGUCCUUUUUUUAAAAAGAGAGAGAAAACCUAUAUAGAGAGAGAGCUCUAUCUGUAUGAUUUUGUUUCAUCUUUGCGUUUAGACACAGUCAAACAAAAGCAAACAUAAAAAAAAAAGAAAAAGAAAAAAACUAUUUAUUCUCAGGGCCUGUGAAUGGAAACAAUAUUGUGUUCAUCUUUGUCUGUCUUACAGAGGCCAAGGCAGCAAUCCGCCAUGGACUUCUUCCCCUGCCCUGGCCAAAUUCCAUUGAAAGGAAAAGGAAAAGGGCCUCGUUCCUUAUGGUGGCCACCCUCUCUCAUUCAGACCGGGGCUCCAAGGGUGGACCAUGCGGCAUACAGCCAGGAAGGGGGGGGGGACGUUGUUCCCGGGGGAGGUGUCUUGGGCAAGACAGUGGGGCUCGCCCGUGCAAUGACACGGGCCAAGCUGGUCCCCCACGGAAGCCAGGGCUGGGGUUCUGGGAGACCUUACUUAGAACCAGGUCUUUAGGGGUGAGUUGGGCUCUGUUGACCAAAAGUGAAAGAGAGAGCGAGGGUAGUCUUUCCAGAUCAUCCGCCUCUUUAGGGAAAACCCAUCAAGGUCUGUCUUCUUGGCAUCGUUCCCUUGGAAAGAUUGCUGAGGUCGGAGGGGGGCCAGGCAGAAGCCCUUCAGAUUUUUGAGAUACUGACCAUUGUGUGGUCAUUGCUGUGGCAGAAACUGCUUAACACUUCCUGGAAACAGAACAAGCCCCUGGGAGGACUCCUGUGUUCUUGAACCGCUCCCAUUCUUUUGAAUGGUUCCUGCGGUCAAUUCACAAGUUACAGACCUUAUGGUUUGGCUUAGGUUUGCUGUCAUUCUCACCACCGACUCUCUACCUUUUGUCUGAAACUGAGCCGGUGCGGAGGAAAAUGAGGCAUGGAGAUCAGAGACAUGCUUCACCGGAUAGGUUUCUCUGAUGUUAGAAGGCAUAGAAGCAAGACAGGUCCUGGGUGAGAAAGCUGGCAACCCUUGUCAGAGAAGGUUUCAGAUCACCUCAUGUUGUAGGCGAUGGCCAUGUGAGCCCAGUGGCCACCUGACUGAGCAGGUGAUUCAAUGCACUUGCCUCUAGAUGCUGGUCAACCACGUGGAUUGAAAACUGCCCUUGGUUUCUGUAAUGUGUUCUGUGGCCCCUGUGGUGGCCCAUGACUCCGUGGUCACAUGGACAGCCGAUCUCCUUGGGGGUCUUAGUGUGCAGUGUACAGGAUCCUCCACCUUGGAGAAGGCCUUUAAAAGAUGGACUGCUUCUCCACCACCGCCACCAAGAUCAGGGCCACCAAUGUCUGUGGCUGUGGCCCCUGUGACCCAAGAGGAGAAGGUCCUGUGGGGGGGUUGCACUCAUACGGUAUAAUGAUCCAUGGGGGUUUGCUCGCGGUACGAAUUUCUCCAAAACUGUUGGAAUCGUAGUGUUAAGAGCAGACCCAUAAGAGUAGCACUUUAUGGUUGAUGUUAUUGCUGAUGGUCACUUUAGUCUCAAAAGAGUCUUGUGGAGGACAAGGGUGGAUUCAGACAGCCUGGGACAGCAGUGGGAGCAAAAUAGAGGUCUCCUUCCAGACGUUAUGUUUGCGAGGACGAACCAUGAGGUGCCUCAAGUUGCUGUGGUAAACAUGAGGUGCCUUGUUGCUUAGCCUGCCUGUCAUGUGGCUUAGAGACAUGACAGGAGGCGCAUGCUGAAUGCACCGAGGAGAGAAGGGUCUUGGGAGGUCUAAAUCCACCCUGUAUUGAAGGAGAAUGAUUCUGGAGAGACCAAUUUUGGGGACUGAAGCCAAAAAAAAAUAUGGGUGAAAACAUAGGCCCAACUCAUUGCACAUGUCACGCGUUGGUUUCUGUUGGUGUCCAAAAGCUUUCAUUCUGUUUCAUGGAUACUCGUUUUGUAACAAAACUGGUUUGUAGAACAAACUCUGCUGUCCGGCAUCGCGGCUCAGACACCUUCCCGGCUGCAAAAAUCUAGAUAACUCCUAAGUCUCAGUUUAUGGAGUAUACAUCUGUUAAGCUGUAGACCUCAUGAUCUAACUUGAAAUCUAAAUGUGUACGAGAAUCUGUGUCUCUUCCUUGUCGGUGAUGAUAACUCAGGGUUGUACAGUAUCUCUCUUCCCCUCAUCCCCUGCCAUCACCCUGAAACAAAGGGGGGGAAAAAGAGAAAAUAACCCCAUGGCUAUUCCCCAACUAGUGGUUGCUUGCUUGUCUACAGCUCGGGAGUGGUCCCCAUUCAACAAACAGCAUGUAAAUGUUAAAUAUCAUUCUUCAUGUAUGACACCGACCACUGUAGACAUUGAAUGGGUCUACGAGGAACGCCGUGCCAUGCUCUGCCAAGAGUCUAGAUGUCCGGCGCCUCCUGAUCAUAGCUCACUUUUGCUCUAUAGAUAUCAUGUAUGUGUCGAUUUAUGUCUGAACUUUUUUUUAAAUUUCUCUGGUCAAAAUUCGUCUUAAUGGCUCAAUAUAUGCACAGAACGUAGACCUAAUUCUGAAAUUAGACUGUGCUAGGCAAGUGGUACAGUAUUGGCAAAUACUCCUGUUGGGUAACCCUAGAGCAGCCAGGACGGGGUUAAACAAAGAACCACACACACACCCCUUUCCGAAACUAGAGAUGCCCUCCAAAAUUGGGUGGUUCCACCCAUUAUAUGCACUCUGUGGCAUGAAUUAAAAUAUGCACUAUGUGAAUACGUGCCGCUUUAGGAAAAGGAAGUAGAGAGCAAACGCAGACUCUCAACUGAAAUAGUUCAAAAAAAAAAAUCAUCACACAUGGGGGGGGAGUGGGGGGGCUGGUCAAAUUUUAUAUAUAUAUAUAUAUAUAUUCACUGAAUGCCAAAUGUAAUAUUUAGAGAAUGCCAUCCCCUGCGCCUUAAAAAAAAGAGGUUAAACGUCCCUAUUUCUUUGAAUGCACUAGAAAGUAUUUUGUGUCUUGCUUCCUAUGAAGAUUCUUUUUAAAAAAAGAGUGGUCUAUGAGGACAAGUGCAAUUCAAGGCUGACCCUGUUUAAUUAGCCUCAUUCUAUGGAAUUGUUCUUGAGUAAAAUGCAGGAAGGUUGCCUUAGAAUUAGACUUAUAAUCUUAGAACUAUGUGCACUAUUUUGGGCAGAGCCGAGGAAGACCUAGGAGCCCAGGGUUUUAAUGCCAUGGUUGUUUUUAAUGAUCGUUAAAGCCCUUUGCCAUGAAGUAACCCCAUUUUGAAAGAGGUACCCAUCCUUAGAGGAAGCCAUUUUAAGAUGGCUGUGACCCACGUAGACGUGCCAUCUCUACAGUGGGGGUGAACGGGCCAUUCCUUGACCAGGAUCUUAGAAAAUGGGGCCGGCUGGGCCAAGAGAGAGGGGGGGGUCGCAUCAACGUGUUCUGUGAGCCGUUGUGGCACACUGCCCUGUCCAGCAAGGGGGCAGCGUCUCCCGCCUGCUCUGCCCCCCGAAGAAGAUGGAGGAGGAGAAAGUGGGUGCUCCAAACGAGGGAGGAAAUUAAAUAGGGCUGGGAGUGGGUGCUGUUGGCUUUCCUAACAGUCACCAGGAGAUUCGCCUGCAGAUUUCAGCAUCCUCUAAGCUUUGGAGCCCUGGAGCAAAGGCUCAGUGGCCCAGCCCUAGUUAUGGCCUUGGUUUUCCCCUGAAGUUAACCAUGGUUGGUUGACUUGAGGGGAUGGUUCUGCGCCCGUCCAAGGUUAUGGCUUGGCUGACUCUUUUCUCAGCAGGAUUGGGAGCCUGGCCGCUCCCCCUGCCUGACACCCUUCAGGACGUUCACCAAGAGAGGUGUGUUAGGAGCUGUUCGGCCUUCUGCCCCAUCCUGUCUUGGAGAGGACAAGCUGCCGUUUUGGACGCUUCCUCCCCUCCCCCUCCUUCCUUGGCUGUCGGGGACGUUUCUCAAGAGGACGCUUGUCCUUCUUCCCAACGUGUGCCAGGCUUGCCUUCAGAGGCAGGAGCCCAGCCAGGUGGUCCCGGACGUGGUCUUCCCACUGCUUGAUCCACUAGAGCAGCUCAAGUCUCACAGAAACGUGGCCUUCAGGAGAAACUUUCUCUGCAGCGGGUGAGGAGUGUAGCUCCUUGAGAAGGUUUCGCCUCCAGGAACCUGCGUGGCUCAACCUAUGAGUAGUGAAGGAAGGGGCUUGCGCUUAGGUGAUGCUGUAGAAUGUGGCAUGGCGCCUCUUGGCUCUCGAAACCCAGGUAGUUCUCAAUGGAUUAGGGUUGGGAAAAAAAAACCCGGUCUCUCCACAGUCCUGCAAGUGCCGGCUGUCUCACCUGAUACCAAAGAUGCUUGCUGAAGAGCGAUGCUCUUCUUUAGGCUGAGAGGAUGCAGGGCGGUGAAGGGGUGAGUUAGGCAUCGGGUGGGCAGCACCUCCCGCCUCCCCAAUCCCUUCUUCCUAUAAAAUAUUUUGCAAAGUUCAUUUGGACUGCAGAUAACUUAGAUUAAAACACACCCACCCACCCACACACACACACCAGUGUUUGCGCAUCACUGAAUAUUCUUUGUUCGUUCCCCACCUUCAUUUCAUGAAUCCUGAAAUUAGUUCCAACAUGGAAAGUCAAUCCUUGUUUUCUCGUUUGCCCAGAAGUGUUUGGUUAUCCUUGUGUGUUCUGCCUGGCACAAGGAACGUGUGUGUGCCUGGGGUGGCAAACUGUGCCGAAGGCCAUGGAGAUGUGUGUGUUUUGUGACGCUUGUGUUUGCUCAGUGAUCCUGCAAACACCGCCAGGCAUUUGUUUUCGGGUUACCCAACCCAAGCAAGCCAAUUGCCGAUGUUGUGAAACAACGCUGGAGGAUAGCUAGAUAUCCUUUACAUCUUAGGGCAAGCGUGCUCCUAAUUGCAAAGCUGCCACCUCAUCCGGUCCUGCCCUCCUUCAUCCCAUGGGUCUGGCCUUGCCUCAGGUCUAAUUCUGUUAGGGCCACCCCAGCAGCAGCUGAGUUAUGGAUAGGCAGGGGGGAAAGGGGGUUUCCUCUGUAAAGGUCUUUUUUGAGCUCAUGUGGCAGUUUAUGGCAUUUCCCCUUUUUGGUGUCUUAACUUUGCAUUGUGCCUCCUUGUGUUGGCUUAUGUAGAGAAGAGGAGGCAAAAGUGUGCCCUCCCGACAUGCUGGGACUGCAACCUCCAUCAGCAAUGGCAAGGGAUACUGGGCACUGUAAUACUCCACCAAGAUCUGGAGAGCUAUAUUUCCCCCACUGCUGAGCUCAGUAGAUUUGCCUAUGUCUGGAAUACUUGCAGGAAAACCCAGUUAAAAUGUUCACCCUGUCUCUCAUCGUGUCCUCUGGGAAUAUUUGAUAUAUUGGUGAGGGAGGUGGGAGAGGCAGAAGGCCAGCUGGCUUUGUAUUUGAAGUUACAAGUAUGUCAGGUUUUAGAAGUCUAGGGAACUUGUCCCGUAAGCAUCCUGCCCCCCCCCCCCCACGCCUUCAUUUCUAGUCUUCCGAGACAAUUUGCUGCUGUAGCCUUGAGACAAAAAUGGUUGUUCUGACCUUAAAGAUUUUGGGCAUCCGUUUUAAACUGCUGCUAAAAAAAACCUGCAGAGUAGGGAGGAAAUAAGUUCAAGACCAAUGAGGAAAUAAAUACAGAAUCUAUUUGCCAUUGACAGUCCACAUCUAGGCAGAAGGAGCUGCAGAAUUUAACGCGUGAAGACAGGAGACAGGGCCCCGUGCUUGGACUGCAAGUCUAAAGCCGUACUAAUGGGGAUUAUGGGAACUGUAGUCCAUAGAAAGAUCUGUUCCAAGCUUGGAUCCAGGGCAGAUUCAUCUGUGUGUGUGUGUGUGUGUGUUUGUGUGCAUCCUUUGGUUUUUCAAAUCUCAGGACAGUGAGACUCCUUUCAGACAUUAUGUAGCACCAAACCUCAGUCUUAUGUAGUCUUAAGGGUCUAAAUUUGGACACCCCCUAAUGCAAUUUUUUUUAAAAAAGGAAGAGGGGGAAAGCACCUCAAAAAUGAAGAACUGUGUAAGUCCAUGAACACAUUAAAACCAUAAAUAUAUUGCUUGACAGAUGUGCAAAAAAGUUGCAUUAGAUCAGUGGUUCCCAACGUUGGGUAAGCCGGUUUUCUUGGACUACAACUCCCAGUGAACCCUUCCAGCACAGCUGGUGGCAAAAGCUUCUGGGAAUUGCAGUCCAGUCGCAACCCCUGGCUUGGGAAUCACUGCAUUAGAAGUGUAAUUACAAAGUGGUCAGAAAUUGGGCAAGGAGGGACAGCGGAGGCAUGCCUGUGGGCCACAAUUCGGUGGCAUGCUUUUGCUGGAUCCCACCUCUUCAACCAGAAUUGCCAGCCCUCCCCCGCUUUCCAAUCCUCCUGUAGUCUUCCUCUUCAUGCACCCUAAAAGCCUGCUUUCGGGAGGCUGGGAAACCAGCAGGAAUGGGGUUUGGGGAGCCACAGACUUUUUUCAGCAGGAGGGGAAGAUUUCCCUGGUUCUGUGAGCCUUAGGCACUGAAGCGAGAUGCCACAAAAGCGCUGGCGAUAGGAUCUCAUCCAGUUGUGGAGGAGGAGAAAGCUGAACCAUUGAGAACCAAAGAAAAGGCUGGUCAACUCACUCCUUCCAUAUAUGAACUUAGUUAUGGUGAGAGUCAGACAUCCACAUCUCAUGUCCUGUGAGAGGACAUUUAAAAAAAACCCACCCACACACACAACUCUAAAUAUAUGACCAGCGCUGACCUCCAGGUGUUUUUUGCAAUUUGUAAACAAGAGUCUUCCAGGAGGUAACAGACAAAAUUGAUAUAUCCUUAAAUAUAUUCAUACAGUAAGAGAUGUUUGAGCAGAGCUGAGUUCUCAGGACAGAAAAAGAUGUUGCAGAUAGCCUUUCAUUAGAAGAGGGAAACCUCUUAAGGGCUGAUUAUGUGUGUGUGUCACUACAGGAGUUUCUCUCUCCCCCCCCGCCCCCACCCCAGAAUUUCCAAAUGAGCUUCCUUUCUUGUGUGUUUGGUCUUCAUGAGGUAGGGAGUUCUUUGAAGUUUGAUUGGGUCAGACAUGGAAGACAGCCUUAGUCACGUCUCUCCAACACUGAUGUCCUUUCAGCUGUAAUGACAGGCUACCUAGAACACCUCUUUCUGUUCUCAAUGGUUUUGCAUUCUCAUUAUCCUGACUCUACAAAACACUAGGUUAUAGGUAGAGAGAAAUGUUGUUCCAUGUAGCAUACAAUUCAUUGUCUUUUGGGCCAUCCUUUUUGAUGCCUUUUUAUGUUUGGUGAUCACAGAUGCAUUCAUUUCUAGGGAUGGGAUUAUAUAUACAGCUCUUGGCUAAGCCUAGUUCAAGCCAAACUUCCUGUUCUUGACUCAGUUCAAGCUGGGAGCUUCCUUUCUGUACAGGAAGUUAGGUGGAAAUCUGAAAAUCCCAUCUACAAUCCUAUACUAAAUGGCCAGAGGCCAACUGGCACCCCCCAACUAGAUCUGCCACAUAGAAAGAAUGAAAUUUCCAUUAAGCACUGAUUCCCUGUUCAACAGCUCAUUCAAUAGGUCUACUCUAGCUUAAAUGUGCAAGAGGAUUUAGAUUGAUGACCAUCCAUUAGAGGCGAAAGCAUGUCCCCCUCUGUGGGCGUGUUUCUCAUGAGACCCAUCAUAGGAUGACAGUGCUGCUGCUAUUGUUGGAAACUUUGUCUGUGCAUGGGAGUAUGUUUUGCAUUGGGUUGAAGUUGUUUUGUUUUCUUUUGUCUCUGGAGGAUGAUGCUUCUUCUACUAGGUAUUCAGAAAAAGGUUUCAGACAACCUCUGCCAUGAGCAUUCCUGCACGAUCUUCAUCUACCCACGUCUGUGUCCGUGGCUUCCGCAUAUUACGUAUUUUACGUGCCCAUUGAAAGCAACCAAGGUUUCCCAGCACUGUAACGUACCAUGCAAAGAGGUCCAGCACAGACUGGCAAGGAAGCAGGAGCUGAUAAGUGUGUCUCAUCUCGGGUAGUGAACCUGUGGGAGGAUGACCAGUUCCACACUGGAGACCCGCCUUGAGGUUGUGAAGCAGAACAUGUGCCUUGUGUGAACUGGCCAUCAGAAAUCAAAAGGCAGGUAUUUCCAACAUUCACAGUGGCAGUUUUAGUUUUUUUGGGGACUAAACAUGGGAACCCUCAUGUGAAGAGAUACCAGUCCAUCUUAUGUCCCAACACAUGUAUAGACUUCUUUGACACCUUACACUGAUAGGCGGAUAUGACGUCCCUAAUGCAGUAGGAUGCAACCAAUUUUGUGAACCGAGAACAUUUUUCUUUCAUUGUUUGUUUCUCUGUUAUGUAUUCUGUCCAAACAACUGUUUAUCCCCCCCCAGCAUAUUUAAAUCCAAAUGCAUGCCUAAGUGCUAAGACUGUAUAAAUAAUAUUUUCAGACAUAUCUACAAAAAAACCCACAAAUGUUUGCUUCAGACUUUUGAUGAUAAGGGAGGGGGGUGUAUAACUACUAUGGUUGUCUUCAAAGGUGUAUUGUAUUUUUCAUUUUUAUUAAAU